This is a messenger RNA of Myotis brandtii (Brandt's bat), 1819 nucleotides long. RefSeq names its product GIPC PDZ domain containing family, member 1 (gene GIPC1). Gene Ontology annotation, molecular function: protein binding. Lineage: Eukaryota; Metazoa; Chordata; Mammalia; Chiroptera; Vespertilionidae. The record is from RefSeq and is a predicted model, not a curated record. The transcript has 8 exons. Bases 182 to 1183 code for a protein of 333 amino acids.
UUUUUCAGAUGAAACUGAGGCCCCUUCAAGUGAAGUGACUUGCCUACGGCUACACAGCUGGAUCACUCUGGCUACUGUGUUGACAAGAGACUGUGGGGGGCAAGGGUAGAAGCUGGAAAACCUGGAGGAGGCAACUGCACUAGUCUAGAUCUCCUGGGCGUGCUCCCUCUUCCCGCUGCUCAUGCCACUGGGACUGGGGCGGCGGAAAAAGGCGCCACCUCUGGUGGAAAAUGAAGAAGCUGAGCCAGGCCGUGGUGGUCUGGGUGUGGAGGAGCCGGGGCCCCUGGGUGGAGGUGGGGUAGGGGGGCCCCAAAUGGGCUUGCCUCCCCCUCCCCCGGCCCUGCGGCCCCGCCUUGUGUUCCACACCCAGCUGGCCCACGGCAGUCCCACUGGUCGCAUCGAGGGCUUUACCAAUGUCAAGGAGCUGUAUGGCAAGAUCGCGGAGGCCUUCCGGCUGCCAGCUGCGGAGGUGAUGUUCUGCACCCUCAACACCCACAAAGUGGACAUGGACAAGCUCCUGGGGGGCCAGAUUGGGCUGGAGGACUUCAUCUUUGCCCAUGUCAAGGGGCAGCGUAAGGAGGUGGAGGUGUUCAAGUCGGAGGAGGCGCUGGGCCUCACUAUCACGGACAACGGGGCUGGCUACGCCUUCAUCAAGCGCAUCAAGGAGGGCAGCGUCAUUGACCACAUCCAGCUCAUUAGCGUGGGCGACAUGAUCGAGGCCAUCAACGGGCAGAGCCUGCUGGGCUGUCGGCACUACGAGGUGGCCCGGCUGCUCAAGGAGCUGCCCCGAGGACGCACCUUCACACUGAAGCUCACGGAGCCCCGCAAAGCUUUUGACAUGAUCAGCAUGCGUUCAGGAGGUGGCCGUCCUGGCUCCGGCCCCCAGCUGGGCACUGGCAGAGGGACUCUCCGGCUCCGAUCCCGGGGCCCUGCCACUGUAGAGGAUCUGCCCUCGGCCUUUGAGGAGAAGGCAAUUGAGAAAGUAGAUGACCUGCUGGAGAGUUACAUGGGCAUCAGGGACACAGAGCUGGCGGCCACCAUGGUAGAGCUUGGGAAGGACAAGAGGAAUCCAGACGAGCUGGCCGAGGCCCUGGAUGAGCGGCUUGGUGACUUUGCCUUUCCUGAUGAGUUCGUCUUUGACGUCUGGGGUGCCAUUGGGGACGCCAAGGUCGGCCGAUACUAGGACUCCCACUGGACCUUGCGAUGACCUGAGCCGGGCCUGGUGGGAGCCCCUGGGGUGGGGGCACCACCGCCCAGGCUCCGGCAUCCGGCUCAGCCUGGCCCUGGCCCAGCAGUCCCAGGAUGUGGCAUGGAGGUGGGGCUGAGCCUCUGCCCCACUCCAAUCGGUACCACUCCUUCCUAAUUCCCAGCCUGGCUGGGGUCCCCAGCUACCCCCCUACUCCCACCCUGUUCCCCACCUACCUCAGCCAGAUCAGGCUCUGGGAGAGACCAGCCAGAUUGGGCAGCCAGACCCCGCCCGCAACACUUUCCACAUCAGCGGCCAAACUGGUCCCUCUGUCUCCCUGCGGCCUCGGGUUCUGUUUGGGGGUCCUGACCUCCCUGGUUUCCUGACAUAAGGAAUUCAAAAGGGGGAGCGUCCCCCCCAGCAAAUGCAAUAAUCCCCCCUCCCGCCAUUCCUCCAGAGGAGCUCCCUACCUCUGCAUUUGAAACACAAGUCUGCUGUGAACCCCCACCUCCCCACCCCACUCCUAUGUCUCCCUCAGCCCAGCCCUGGGCAGACAGGGCAUGAGGAAUGAUGGCGGUGGGCUUUUGUAUCUGAAUUUGCUGUCGAACAUAAAGACUCUGCUGUUGGACCUGU